Molecule: messenger RNA, 495 nt
Organism: Anisakis simplex (herring worm)
Lineage: Eukaryota; Metazoa; Nematoda; Chromadorea; Rhabditida; Anisakidae
Source: the annotation of a GenBank genome assembly
AUGAGGCAUUGUGAUGUGAUCGCGUUGAGGUGGUGUGUACCAAAGCAUUUACCUGGUAUCACGUAUCGAACGCUGAUGCGAUGGGAAAUGCAAAAAAGGCUACCGAAAGAAAUUGAUUUUGAAGGAAUGAGUACAGACUUUACCACAUUCGGACUAAUCAAUCUCAUCAAGGCAUUCGAACGUGAGCAUCAUCAAUGGCUAUCGUCACCGAACGAAACCACCGAACCGCCACCGGUCGAGUGGAAUCUGGGUGAAGCGCUUCGAACCGACGAUCCAGUCAAAGGAUUGCGGUCGCUUCGUCGAGUUCAACUACGACAUUCGACGGUGAUCGCACAACCGGGUCGAGAAGAAUACGAAGUGAUCCCAUCGUGGGCAUCACAAAUCGCUGACAAUAGUUUUGUAGCGAUUCAAUUCAUGACACGACGUUCGAAUUCGUGUAUGAUGUCCACUGGAAAUGUUAUUGAAAAUCAUUCGAGGCGAAUAUCUAGCCUAUAG